GCUUGAGGAAAAAUAAAAAAGACUCUGUAAUACUGUAGAGACACAAACCUACACGUCAUCCCUACUUCAGUUUGGUUAGUUCCUCCACGUCAUCGGCUUUGUCUCUCAAUCUGAAAAAAAAAAAAAAGAAAAAGAAAAUGGAGAGUGGUGGCGACGAGAGUACGCCGGUGGUUCUGAUAACGGGAUGUUCUCAGGGAGGGAUUGGUCAUGCGCUAGCGCGUGAGUUUAGUAAGAAGGGAUGUCAAGUGGUGGCGACGAGUCGAUCACGGAGCUCGAUGACGGAUCUGGAGCAAGACUCGAGGUUACUCGUGAAGGAGCUUGAUGUUCAGUCGGAACAGAACGUGAGUAAGGUUUUGUCGGAGGUUAUUGAUAAGUUCGGAAGGAUUGACGUUCUUGUUAAUAACGCCGGUGUUCAAUGCGUCGGACCUUUGGCGGAGAUUCCAAUUUCCGCUAUGGAGGACACCUUCAACACCAAUGUCUUUGGUUCCAUGAGGAUGACUCAAGCUGUUGUACCUCACAUGGUGUCUAAAAGAAAGGGAAAAAUUGUGAAUGUUGGAAGUAUCACUGUUAUGGCACCAGGUCCAUGGGCUGGGGUCUAUUCAGCUACCAAAGCUGCUAUUCAUGCUCUCACUGAUACCCUCAGGUUGGAGCUUGGGCCCUUUGGGAUUGAUGUCAUCAACGUUGUCCCAGGAGGAAUACGUACAAACAUAGCAAACUCAGCUGUUGCAGCCUUCAACAAAAUGCCUGAGCUGAAACUAUACAAGCCUUAUGAAGAAGCUAUCAGAGAAAGGGCGUUUGCAUCACAGAGGAUGAAGCCUACUCCUGCAGAAACAUUUGCCAGAGACACCGUAGCAGCAGUGCUGAAGAAGAAUCCACCCGCUUGGUUCUCUUCAGGCAGGUACUCAACUCUCAUGGCAAUCAUGUACCAUAUGCCCCUUUGGUUCAAAGAUUUUCUCCAGAAGCAGGUUUUAAUGAAGAAGUGAUUAUCAGAAUUCGGGUUUACCACAAUGUAACAUGAAAACGAAUGUAAAACAAUGUUCAAACUGUUAACUGAAUCUUUAUGUCCCCAUGUUUUGAGCAAGUUCGGUUCUAAAGGUAA
Molecule: messenger RNA, 1099 nt
Organism: Camelina sativa (false flax)
Lineage: Eukaryota; Viridiplantae; Streptophyta; Magnoliopsida; Brassicales; Brassicaceae
Product: short-chain dehydrogenase RED1
Cellular component (GO): endoplasmic reticulum
Molecular function (GO): oxidoreductase activity
Source: RefSeq, a predicted model, not a curated record